AAACCAGGUUGUAGCCUGCGUACCUGAUAAUAAUCCUGGAGAAGGCAUCUUUCUGGUACUUGUAAGCCUGUGUGGUUGGGCAUAGGGAACACCUGGCUGCUCACAUCUCUUGGUCUGUAUAUAGUAGUGGGGGAACUGUGAUCCACUUAGGAUGCCUCUUACACAUAGACCAAACUCCUUGCAGUGACACUGGCUUCCAAGCAUGUUCUCCUGUUUGGGCGACACUGUGGUCUGUGUAUGCUCUAUGCAUUCGCCCCAUGCGGGUUCACUUGUAUUCUUCUACUUACAGAGGCCUGCAGACAGACGUCAUCCCCUGAAAAUGUCCAAAACAAGGUGCAGGCAAAUGAGGAAGAGGAGAGGCUGAAUAGAGAACUGGAGCUAACUACCAAGGAGAGAAAUGAGCUGACAGAUCGCCUCCUUUAUGUGACAGGUGGAUCCAUGAGCAAGAGCCCGUACUUCAGGCCAAAUCCAUUUUAUGAAAACUUGAAGAUAAAGGAGAAACAGGUCAUGUCAUUACUGCACAACUUAGACACAAAGAACAUUGAACAUCGUGAGAAAUUUCAGGAGCUCAAGAAGGAGAUUAACUUCUAUCGGUAAGUACUGGUCAGAAGGGCCCAUCACUUCUGGAAUAUCCAUUGCUGCCUCUCUUUGUUCUGGACUGGAGAGCCUGCAGCUCUGGGUCCAUGUC
This is a messenger RNA of Rattus norvegicus (Norway rat), 688 nucleotides long. Lineage: Eukaryota; Metazoa; Chordata; Mammalia; Rodentia; Muridae. The record is from RefSeq and is a predicted model, not a curated record.